AUGCAAAAGAGAAAUGUCAGUAUCAGCACUGUAGGCGGCAGAGAGAAAAGGGCAGAGGGAGAGUGAAGCAAGUCAGAGUGUGUCUUCCAACUUCGAAGCUCCGACGCAGCUUUUUAACCAUUCUCGCUUCUUCUCGCAUUGCCACUAUGCUUUAACCAUUUCUGGGGUUAGGGUUUUUGCAUCUCAGAGAAUUCGAAAUGGACGAAGAUUAUGACUACAGAAGGAAGGCCAAGAUUGCACUCAUCGCCAUUAUGGUGUUCGCUUCCAUCGCCGUCUUUGCCUUGUUCGUUGCCUUUGCUUACUACUGCUACAUCCUCAACAAGGUCUCCAACCGCCGCAAAAGCCUCAAAAAAGUUGAAGACGCAAACCUUAAUGAGAAUAGUGACUUUGCAAAUCUGCAAGUCAUUGCCGAGAAAGGACUUCAGGUGUUCACUUUCAAGCAGCUGCAUUCUGCAACAGGGGGCUUCAGCAAGUCGAAUGUCGUUGGUCAUGGUGGAUUUGGACUUGUUUACCGGGGAGUGCUCAAUAGUGGCAGGAAAGUUGCCAUUAAAUUCAUGGAUCAGGCAGGAAAGCAAGGGGAAGAAGAAUUUAAAGUAGAGGUGGAAUUGCUAAGCCGGUUGCAUUCACCAUAUCUGCUGGCAUUGCUUGGGUACUGCUCUGAUAGUAAUCAUAAAUUGCUGGUGUAUGAAUUUAUGGCAAAUGGUGGACUGCAGGAACAUCUUUAUCCUGUUAGCAAUUCUAUUAUUACACCCAUAAAGUUGGAUUGGGAAACUCGACUAAGAAUAGCACUUGAAGCUGCUAGGGGGUUAGAAUAUCUUCAUGAGCAUGUCAGUCCCCCAGUUAUUCACAGAGAUUUUAAGAGCAGUAACAUCCUCUUGGAUAAGAAAUUUCAUGCCAAAGUUUCUGAUUUUGGAUUGGCAAAGUUGGGACCUGAUAGAGCUGGUGGACAUGUUUCAACUCGAGUUUUGGGCACCCAAGGAUAUGUUGCCCCCGAAUAUGCACUAACAGGGCAUUUAACCACAAAAUCAGAUGUGUACAGUUAUGGUGUUGUACUUUUGGAGCUGCUCACUGGCCGAGUGCCAGUAGAUAUGAAGAGACCUCCAGGAGAAGGUGUUCUUGUUUCUUGGGCUCUGCCUCUUUUGACCGAUAGAGAAAAGGUUGUAAAGAUUAUGGAUCCUUCAUUGGAGGGACAGUACUCUAUGAAAGAGGUUGUCCAGGUGGCUGCAAUUGCUGCAAUGUGUGUGCAACCCGAGGCAGAUUAUCGUCCUCUCAUGGCAGAUGUUGUGCAGUCAUUGGUUCCACUGGUGAAGACUCAAAGGUCCCCUUCAAAGGUGGGAAGCUGCUCCAGUUUCCACUCUCCCAAGUUGUCCCCCGGCCCAACAUCUAGUUAGUGCAUGUUACAUACAUUAUCAACAUUUAAAUGAUGGAUAGGUACAGGCUCACCUAACUUGUAUCUGUAUGCUUGGUACUAGUUGCCGUUUCUUUCUAAUCUUGAACAAUGCGAUACAUUUUGGUGAGGAAAAAAAAAUGGUGGGUUUAAUGCUAAUGUUCAAAUUCAUGAAA
Messenger RNA from Vigna unguiculata (cowpea), 1563 nucleotides. Its product is annotated as Protein kinase superfamily protein. NCBI's taxonomy places the organism in Eukaryota, Viridiplantae, Streptophyta, Magnoliopsida, Fabales, Fabaceae. Gene Ontology annotation, molecular function: ATP binding; protein kinase activity. Gene Ontology annotation, biological process: protein phosphorylation. The record is from RefSeq and is a predicted model, not a curated record.